GCAUAUGGGGACAGCAGGGGUUAAAUCGCUUUGGUCGUGUUCUCGCGAGACCUUAAGAAACCUCCCACUCAACUGUGUCAGCCUGGCCUCCUUACAAUGCGCACGCGCAAACUCAUUUUCUCGUUUGUCCCUAGCCGCGGCUCGAUAAAGUUUGUGUUGGUGUUGUGGAGAUGUUUUUGGCUGCUUUUAAAUAAUCAGUCUGAAAGCACCGCCCGUUUAUUUCACUUCCGGGUCAGGAGGGGCGGGGCUGUGUUACUGCCGCCGCCUGUGCUGCUGGACCUGCAAGAGAAGCGGGAGCCCACCGGGGAUGGUUCUGGCGGCGGCAGCAGUGGCGGCGGCGGUGGCGGCGACUUUGGCUUCUUCUGGUGGCUUGACGGUGUCUCCAGAUUGAAGAUAGCAGUAAUGCUUACAUUGGCGAGCAAACUAAAACGGGAUGAUGGUGUCAAGGGGCCCCGUUCAUCCAACCCAGCUUCUGAUUCUACUCGAAGAGUGUCUGUUAGAGAUAAAUUGCUUGUUAAAGAAGUUGCAGAACUUGAAGUAAAUCUACCAUGUACAUGUGAAGUGAACUUUCCUGACCCAAAUAAACUCCAUUAUUUUCUCCUAACUGUAAACCCAGAUGAAGGUUAUUAUCAAAGUGGAACCUUUCAGUUUGAAAUUGAAGUUCCUGAUGCCUAUAAUAUGGUGCCUCCAAAAGUAAAAUGUUUGACUAGAAUCUGGCAUCCCAACAUCACGGAGACAGGGGAAAUCUGUUUGAGUUUAUUGAGAGAACAUUCAAUUGAUGGCACUGGCUGGGCUCCAACUAGAACAUUAAAGGAUGUUGUUUGGGGAUUAAACUCUUUAUUUACUGAUCUCUUGAAUUUUGACGAUCCUUUGAAUAUUGAAGCUGCAGAACAUCAUUUACGUGACAAGGAGGACUUCCGAACUAAAGUUGAAGAUUACAUUAAACGCUAUGCAAGAUGAUGAAGGGAGAUGUCAGGACCAUGGAUUGCAUAUGCAAUGUUGACUUGACAAUUUGGUAAAACAACAAAAAACCUGGAAUGUACUUGUCCUGUGUCCAUGUUGUUCUGAAGAAGAAAGCAAGCUUCAUAAUAGUCCAUGUGAAACAGAGAGUUUGCCAUCAGUACAACAAGAAAACUGUGUACGUUGGUUGGGGGGGAGUUGUUUGCUUAAUUCUUAACAAUGUUUUCUUUUCUGAAAUUGUACUGUAUAUCAGAAUUGAGAUAUGCUUGAGACAUAAAAGAAUUACUAUUAAGAUUAUUUACACUUUUUACAGCAAGACUAGUAAAAAUUAAUGGUAUGUUUACUGGAACACUUAAAAAUUGGCAAUAAAAUUGGUCUCCAAAAGACACUUAAGACACAGCAAUGUUUGCCUUUGCUGGAACUGAAAAAAGAAACAUGUCCUGCACUGAGCAAAGGAAACCACAUAAAGGCAGUUUAUACCUACUGUUGAAGUUCUUAUAUUUAAUUUAAAGAAAUUUUAAUUGCUGCUUUCUCUUCCUGUUUCACCUACAGUGUUUUUGGUUUGCAUUUAUUGUGCAAUGCACUUACUGAAACCAAGGCUGAUUCUAUAGCCUACUUAUAAAUGCAGUAUAUUACUUUUAAAAACCCAACAUCUUACAUGGAGGUGCAAUGAAAGGGAAAGUUUUUUUUAAAAAAAUAUCUUUUUAACUUUUAGAUUUUGCUGUGGAGAGUUGAUAUUUCAGACUGUUACUUUAUUACAUAACAUGAAGUUCAAAAUAAUAACUUGGGAGAACUUACCCAAACCUCUAGCACCUAAUCCAUGAGAGCAACUUAAUGCAUGUUGCAAUCUCAUAACACCCUUCGAAGCCAGCGCUUUUGGGAUAAAGAUACGGUUUGUGAAGAGUGAUUCUGAAGCCUCCUUAGCUAGCUAGCUCUAUAUCAAAGAAUGUAUAUAUCAGACUGCAGCAUCCCUUCUGGGCGGGAGUGUGCAUCCACCUCAGGAACUAGUUCAAAGCAAACGCCAUGCACAAUGUGUGUUUUAUUAUUUACCCUACUUCCUGAUAUAUGUUGAUCACAACUGAUGCCCAAUAUUGAUACUGUCACUGGCCUGGGCCUCAAUAGAAAAAGAGUGCCAUAGUCAUCAAACAAUUUUAUUUAGGGUUCAUAACAGCAAAACUGAAAUUUGUUUUGGGUUACUACCAAAGCCAGAAAAGAAUAAAUGUUUGCGUAGUUACCAUAUUUGUGCAUAACAUUUGCUGCCUCGACAAUUACCUCUGCCAUAUGAAAUAAUCCAUUUAAUUCAUCAGGCACUUGUGAUUUGCAGUUAGUGUAACAUUUUCAACUUUGAUAAUGAAAGCACUGAAAUUGCACCGUGGUAUUGAUGGAGUUCAUCAGUAUAUAACCAAUUGGCUCUGUAACAGGUGCAAUCUGGCCAAAGUUGUAGGUCCCACUGAUUUGAAUGGGAAAGGUUUAAACAUAUUAUUAACUUUGCUAUUGCAGGCAGUCAUACUUAAAAGUGCUUAACUUUUGGCUGGAUUGUACCUAGCAUGUCACAAAGGUUUGUUGCAAAACAUAUAAUGUUCCUUAAACUUGCAAGAUACUGAAAACACAGAUGACCUCCAGAUACUGAUUUGGUUUGCAGAGUUGAGCCUCUGAGAAAUUAUUAUUCACAAAUGUUCCUCUAAGCAUAUUACAUACUUUUAUUGCAAAGUAUGAAGGAUAUUCACCUCUGUAAUCAGUUACAUGAACAUAGCUGGAAGGACCAUUUCCCCUAUUAAAAAUGUAUAACAUGGAAAUACAUUUCUUUUGUUCGAAUUAAAGUUGUUCAUAGUUUUGC
This is a messenger RNA of Rhineura floridana, 2797 nucleotides long. RefSeq names its product ubiquitin conjugating enzyme E2 F (putative) (gene UBE2F). Gene Ontology annotation, biological process: protein neddylation. The record is from RefSeq and is a predicted model, not a curated record. Bases 97 to 960 code for a protein of 287 amino acids. NCBI's taxonomy places the organism in Eukaryota, Metazoa, Chordata, Lepidosauria, Squamata, Rhineuridae. Gene Ontology annotation, molecular function: NEDD8 transferase activity. Gene Ontology annotation, cellular component: nucleus. The transcript is spliced from 10 exons.